ACUGGCGCAGCCAGUGAUGAGCCGCUUGACCUCUCCUGUCCAGUGAUCAGGCAAAAUGACAAAGGCGGAGCCGGUCCAACCGCAGACUCUAGAGGCAGUUAUGGUACUCUCUCAGAUACAGCUUUUGGGAACAAGGAGGUGUGCUGUCUUCGGCGAGGGAGAGCUCCCACUCGCUCACGGGAUGUGGCAGUGUGUAUGAACAGUACAACUGGUCCAUCAGGUCUCAUGAAACGGUGCAACAGCUUUGAGAGUGGCGCUAAUAGUCUAACGAGCCUCAAGCAUCUGGAGGAGGUGAUUCAUUCUCUUUCGGACAUAAGAUCCGUACUACCGGCAUCAAGGGUCUCUGCUGCAGGUGUAAGUCGGUUAUCUGCCAAAGGUGCAAUCUGCCAGGACACGACGCGAAUGCAGUCUGAUUCAGUUGAACUCAGUCUGGGCAGUCAUCCCACGGCCCUUUCUAUGCCCUCAAAGAUGGCGCCCAAUGCAUUUCCUCUGCCGUUCAUCCCACCAACUUUAUUCAGUAAUCCACUCCUAUCUCCUCGACCAACCUUUAACCUCUUUGAUGGAUUAGGCUUUCUCAAGAACUCGGGUACUGAUUCCAGGACACAGAACAACCUCCCACAAGACUUCGGAGGAAUACUUUCGCCAAAUUUUGGUUUUUCAAAAGACUCAUCUCUGUCUGCCAUGUUCUCCCACUUGAUGAUGGUGAACCGAUAA
Molecule: messenger RNA, 714 nt
Organism: Dibothriocephalus latus
Lineage: Eukaryota; Metazoa; Platyhelminthes; Cestoda; Diphyllobothriidea; Diphyllobothriidae
Source: the annotation of a GenBank genome assembly